Molecule: messenger RNA, 1962 nt
Organism: Rotaria sp. Silwood2
Lineage: Eukaryota; Metazoa; Rotifera; Eurotatoria; Philodinida; Philodinidae
Source: the annotation of a GenBank genome assembly
AUGCAACAAGCUUUAUCAAAACCUCCUAAACUCUGUCAAACAAUUCCACCUCGACCCAUUAACAAUGUUGAGGAUUUUACUAUACUAUAUAUCGAUCAAAAUAAAGAGAGAGAUCUAAGUCUUCUUCGUCAUACAGUAAAUUUUAUACGUAUAAUAAAUGAUCCAAAUACAUUAGCAACAUUGCUGACAGCCUGUGAAGACGAAAAGUACAUUGUUGUGAUGUCUCUUAAUCAAGCUGAAUCAAUUCUUCUCGAACUUCAGCAGCACAAAUGUAUUCACUCAAUUUAUUUUAUAUCCCAAGAGACCCAUCCACCUGUAUGGAUCAAUGAUUAUGGCAAAGUUAUCGGACUUUAUCAAAAUGUUGAAUCAAUUCAUGGUCAUUUAAUCAAAACAUUAUCUCACCUUUCUUCUCGAGUGAUUUCAAUGGAAAUUACAUCGAAAGAUACUAUAUUGAAUCUGCCAUUUACCUAUCGUCAAUUACUGAAAGAAAUAAUCCUUUGUGAAGAUGACAAAAGUGAUUUAAGAAAAGAUAUGCUGGCAUUUUGUCGUAUUCAUUAUGUCGAUAGUCAUGAGAUCGAUGAAUUUGAAAAAUCUUUUGCCGAUGCACAUAGUAUUCAAUGGUAUACACAGAAUUCUUUUUUGACAAAAAUCUUAUCACGUGCAUUUCGUACACAAGAAGUUGAUCUUUUAUUUAAAAUGCGUUAUUUUAUUCAAUGUCUUCAUAAACAAAUCCAAUCGAUUUCUAUCAAAGAAUCAACCGUUACUUAUGCUAUUUUAGAUGUCGAACAAGAAACCAUUGAAAAAUUUCAAGAAAAUAUCAAUGGACUAGUUUUAUUCGGUUCAUUCCUUCCCACAACAUUCGAACCACCAACAUUUAAUGAAUAUCAAAAUAAAGACACACAACAAUAUCUUGUCUUUUCAAUUCGACUUGGACCUAACUGUGCAGCUAAUAUCGAACAAUUACGUUCCUCCAACUGCAAAGUCGAUAUUUUGAUCGAUAUUGAUACUAUUUUUCGUGUAGUUUCUAUGGAUGAAAACGAAAAUGGAAUUCAUACAGUAUACUUAGAAUCUGUUUCCCAUAAUGAUUCUCAUUUUCAACAAUUAACUGAAUCUUUACGCAAAGCAAUGAAUGCACCAGUAGUCAUUUUAAAAUUGACAAAGCUUUUUCUAGCGACUGAUCAUUAUAAGGAAGUUGAUUAUCUUACUGAAUUAAUUUAUCAAGAUAAAUCUUUUGAGAAUGAUAGUACGUUAUUGACGAGUUUAGCUGCUGCACAUCAUCUUUUAGGCAAUGUUGAUGAAACUAAUACAAACUAUGAAGCAGCACGUUAUCAAUUCUUUAAAUCAUUACGUGCAUUUCAACUAUUUUUACCUUAUAAUCAUCAAGUGUUAUCGUCUACUUACAAUACUAUCGGUAGUAUGUUCUAUCAAGAUGAUCAUCAUCAAUGUGCAAUUCAUUUUCAUGAAAUGGCUCUUGAAUGUCAAUUAAAAGCAUCAGAUCCUGAUCCGGAUGCUGUAGCAAUAUAUUCGACAAAUAUUGGUGCAGUUUAUAUAGAUCAAAAGAAUUAUAUUGAAGCAAUGAAACAUCUAAAAAGAGCAGAAAUGAUUCUUGAGAAAGUAUUGACAAAAGACAAUGCGAAACAUUUGAUUUCGAUUUGUCAGAGAAUUUCCAACUGUUUUUGGCGCACAAAAGAACCAAAAGAAGCAUUGAAGUACUAUAAAAAAACAUUGGAUCUUCAACUUAAAUUACCCAAUGUAUUACCACAUCCAUUGUCUAUCACUUAUUAUAAUCUUUCAACUGCUUAUGAAAGUAUUGGUGACUAUGAUCAAGCUGUGAUAUGUGCAGAAAAAUCGGUCGAACAACUGAGGAAAAUCUCAGAAACUCAUCCAGAAUUAAAAGAAAAUCAAGCUCGAUUAGAGAUUGUUCGUCAAAAACAAUGGCUCAAACAAGCUUUAUUUUCCUAG